UGGACGGUCGGCUUCUCGAAUCGAAAACUACGCCUUCUGCUCGACUUCGUACCGCCUUUCGAUCAACAAGAGGCGAUGAAGCAAUCGUUGGCAUGGUAUGAACGAAACGAUUGCAUUCCGGAGCAGCGGCAGUCGAUAACCAUCGCAAAUGAGCGCCCACGAAUGGGUUGA
Anisakis simplex (herring worm) is the source of this 171-nucleotide messenger RNA. The record is from the annotation of a GenBank genome assembly. Lineage: Eukaryota; Metazoa; Nematoda; Chromadorea; Rhabditida; Anisakidae.